Messenger RNA from Onthophagus taurus, 1650 nucleotides. RefSeq lists its product as uncharacterized. Lineage: Eukaryota; Metazoa; Arthropoda; Insecta; Coleoptera; Scarabaeidae. The record is from RefSeq and is a predicted model, not a curated record.
CGUCUGGAACGCGACGUCGACGUCGUCAGUUUGCGUCCUGACGCCUCGCUUACACCACCUUUGUAUCACAAACUCGCGAGUUAUCCACGUGUUUCUUUCCACCGGGUUUUUAACAACCACAAAAAUUUUUUUGGAAGAACAAAAAACUUGUGAAAAACGAAUUCAUUCGAUUCGAAUUUUAUAAAGUGAGUGGAAGGAGAGUUGGAGUCUUUUUUCAAAAAAUUAAUUUGGAUUCCUGAAAGCUGUUUGAUGUAAAUAAACUUCCAACAAUACGCUGGGAUUUCAAGAACCAGAGCCAUUCAACAAACCGCAAGAAGUCAAUUUAACGUAGGGGACAAUUUUACAGCCCCUGCAAUACCAUUUGGCCAUGUGCACGCCGGUAUACAAAUCAUAGUGGGCACCGGGCCACGGGAGGUACUCCCACGGCAUGGAAGUUGAGGUCAGAGAGGAUGGGGCAAUCAGGACGGAUUCUGCAGCGAUUCUUGUCAAUAUCACUCCUGCUUACCCCGUCACAGAGCAACCAGAAUUAAUAGUCCGUGCCGAAGAAGUACUACUCGUGGUCUUGGUUUUAAUGAUAUGGGUAGCCGCCAUCGCCCUAUUUUUCAAUCGUUGGGGCCAAAUUCGUACUCUAGAACCAUAUCAACCCAAGUUCCAGCAGAGUCAUCAUAGGACAUCGUGUCCACUAGCACCAUUGAGUUCACCACACAUCACUCCUCAACGUAUGUCCUUUUCAAAAUACAACGUAAACUGCUUCAGUGACACUUACACAGGCCUUCCAUCUCCGGUUUCAAUCCGAAGACCUCGUUUAAAUUCCGUAUUCGUAGGAAGUUCAACAAUGGCAAUUUUAAAUACACCACCAAGACGAGUUAAAUCCGCCAUCGAUAUCCAACACUUAAUAGUUAACGAAAAAAGUAAAAGAGCAUCUUUGGUAGGUUUCAAUUCCAUGAUACCCAUCACAAGCAUUCAUCAUCGUUCCGAACGAAGGCCAUCCAUCUCAAUAGAAAGACCGUUUUAUGGUGGUAGAAGAAGGCCAUCAGCAGCCAUAGAUCGACCAAUGUUAUCUCAUUACCAUUACGGCGGUGGGAGAAAUCGAAGAACUUCUUGUUUCGUUGAUCGUCGACAUAAAAAUUUUAUUAGUUUCGAUCAAAGCGAGAGAAAAUUAAGUAUAACAAUAGAAAAAGUACCAUCUAAUGGGGAUCAACAGAAACCAAAUCAAAGUUCUGUUAGUUUUGAUACAACAACUCCUUCCAUAUCUUUUGAUUCGCCAACUGUUAUUGUUGAACACGCAGAGAUUAAUCAUUGCCGUAGUCAAAGAAAUUCCUCCCACUCAACACCGAAAAUGUCAAGAAGUUUUGAACAACCAACACCAAAAAUGAUUGUUCCAAGGAUGUCAACUAGUUUAGAUGUACAAACGGGCGGUGGUGAAAAAACGUCAUCAGAUUCAUCAUCCCAAAGAACUUCUUUGAAUGCUGUUGAGUCGCAAAGUAUAGAACCGAAUUCUUCAGUAUCAACAAUAGACCAUGAUGGAUCAUCAUCAGUUGUUGUUUCAUUUGAAGAUGCAGCUCCAUUACUUGAAACGUUAAAAAGUUCCGAUGUAUGAUUUUUUAUUUUAUUUCAAAUUUGUCGGAAAAGAUUAGAAGUGGAAAAGAA